Molecule: messenger RNA, 1104 nt
Organism: Encephalitozoon intestinalis ATCC 50506
Lineage: Eukaryota; Fungi; Microsporidia; Unikaryonidae
Product: splicing factor 3a subunit 3
Exons: 1
Coding region: 1-1104 (367 amino acids)
Biological process (GO): mRNA splicing, via spliceosome
Cellular component (GO): spliceosomal complex
Molecular function (GO): RNA binding
Source: RefSeq, a predicted model, not a curated record
AUGGAUAGAUGUGAUGUAAGGAAGCAAGUGAAAAUACUGGAGAACAUGGAAAGGAUUAGUAACUGGCUGAUUGAGAUGGGAGGGGCCAAAGACAAGAAGGACAAGAUGGUGAAGAGAUAUGUCAGGAACAUUCUGAAAAGGAAGUACAAAAGAUACAAGAGAAUGGGAGUUCUGAACAUUGAAGGAAAGCUUGAUGGAGGGGUAGGAAGGCUUUCUGAUCUUGGAUAUUAUGAAUUGAAGGCACGGAAGGAAGUUGAAGAAGUUCUUAGAGAUUCCAAGCUCUGUGGGUCAGGAUUAGAGUUGGAAAGAAUAUUUAAAGAAUACAUGGAUGUACACCUGUGCAGUGGGUACAAAGAGUUUCUGAGGUGGGUUCAUAAGCUUGAGGCAGACAAAACUAAGUUCAGAUAUCUGGAAUAUUUAAACGAGUUGAAGGAGUAUCUAUGUAGGCUUAUGAAGAUCAAGUACUUUAGAAUGUUCAAGAGAUUGAUGGCCUCUAGGAUGGAGAUUAUCAAGAAAAUAGAGGCACAGAGAUACAUUGAAAAGGACUUCACGAAGGAAGGAGGAUUUCCAAAGGUGUACUGUCUUGGAUGCUCAAGAGAGGUUGCCGGAAGUGUGCUAAAGUAUCACCUAAAGGGAAAGAAGCACUCCAAGAAAGGGGAUGGAGAAGUUCUUUAUAGUGAUAUAGAGACUUUGGAAGCCGAGAAUCUGAUUCGAAGGGCCUUCUCCGUCCUGGAUCGAGAAAGAAAGUAUAGCAUUUCUUUGUUUUCUAGAAGGAAGAAACUGGUGGGAGAUGGAGUCCCAAAAUGGAAGCGCAAGCAAAAAGACCUAGACAUAGAGUUUGAGUGUGAGAUUUGUGGGUAUUUGGGGUACGGUAGAGAUGGGUUUGAUAGGCACUUUGGAGAAGACUUGCACAGGAAGUGUGUAGAGGAGUACGGGAUCAGGUAUUCUCCUAUAUUCAAGGGAAUUACAAGAAUCGGGACUCUUAUCCGGAUGAAAGAUAGAGUGGAGGAAUCGGAAAGCUAUUCAGAAGAGUUUGAGGACAGGGACGGAAAUGUAUUUGACAGGAGGACAUAUGAGGAUCUUAAAAGGAAUAACCUGAUCUAG